CUGCCUCUCUCUUUCUAUCUUCCUCUCCAUCGCUCUCCCUCGAUCUAGAUCUGCGUGGUGUAGCAGGGCAGGCCAAGCCCCUGAAGCCUCAGCGCUCCCUCCCUGGGACACCUGUCACUCACACACUCAAACACUUCCCCAUCAACCUGCGUACAUCCAUGGACGGAAAGUACAAGGAGAUCGCCGAGGUGAGAGCACAGGGACACAGUGUUGUCAAGCACUUUCCAAAUACGUGUUUGCGUGCGACUGUGCGUGUGUUAGAUGUUUGUGUGCGACUGUGCGUGUGUUAGAUGUUUGUGUGCGACUGUGCGUGUGUUAGAUGUUUGUGUGCGACUAUGCGUGUGUUAGAUGUUUGUGUGGGUGUUAAAUGUUCAUGUUGUUUAUGUAAGUUUGUGUAUUGUAAUGUUUAGUUAACUCUUCCUGUGUGUUCUAAUGUUUAUUUGACUCUCUGUGUAUCUCUCAGGAGCUGUUCACUCGUAGCCUGACGGAGAGUGAGAUGCGCACCGCUCCUUAUGAGUUCCCUGAGGACAGCCCCAUCGAGCAGCUGGAGGAGAGACGCCAACGCCUGGAGAGGCAGAUCAGCCAGGACAUCAAGUAGGGACACACACACAGCAGCAGACAUGCACAGUCACAUACACACCAACACAACUCCUCCAUACACACCCAAACACCCCCCAUAUGUGACCAAUCAAGGUAUCCUGUCUGUACCACUGCUAACUGAUCAUGUUUCUCUGUUUGUCUCAUCACAUCUGAUCACCCUUCACACUCUGAUCCCCUUUGUGUGUGUCAUGUGCGUUACUGUGGCUAUCUUGUGUGUUUUGUUUGUGUACCUGUAUUUGCAUCUUCUCUGUCUGUCUUUCUGUGCUUGUGUGUUUAAAUGUGUGUACGUGUGCCCCCCCCCCCCCCCCCCCCCCCCCCCCCCCCCCCCCCACCACUACCACGCCAGGCUUGAGCCAGAGAUCCUGCUCCGCGCCAAGCAGGAGUUCAUGAAAAUUGACAGCACUGCCGACCUGGAGUGAGUGAGCUGUACUUUCAGUCUCUCGCUAUCUUUUGCCUUUUCCUAACAAUCUUGCGAAUACAUAAAGUCAAGUUUUUACCUACACCGUAUGUACAGUCCUUGGCACUCAUUUGCCGAAGAGUUUAAUUUUAAAUGUAUAAUCUGGUUAUAUAUUGAGGAUGUUCCACUCCAGCUCCAUUAGUGAAGAAUGAGUUCCCUGUGUGCUGCCCCCUACUGGUGAUGUGAGGUAUAGUCAUCACAGGUGAUGUUGAUGUGGAUUCUUCAGGGAGGCCUCUGAGGUACAGGGCUGUUAUUCAGUCCCUCCAGGAUUCUGCGAUUGCAGUUUUUUAAGCAAAAUUAUGCAUAUUAUGUGAGGGCUUGCAAAUUUGACCAAUCACUGCACUAUUUCUGCAUACAUCGCAAUAUUAUCUCAUAAAACUGACCAUCACCUCAGUACAAAAAUAGGGUUUGCAAUUUCAACCAAUCAGUGCACAUUUGCUGCUUAAUAUGAUUAAAUCAAGCCACACGUCAACAAACUUUUUCUCUCGUCAGCGCAUUUUUGCGUGAAAUUAGACAAAAUCAUUGCAUAUUGCCAUACAAAAAAUUCUGAAUUGCCACAACAACGUCAACCCCCCCCCCCCCCCCCCCCCCCAAAAAAAAAAAAACAGCAACCUUUCACUGGCCUAAUUGGCACCUAUCUCCUAGGCUCUUAUCGCCACGGCAGGGUUUCCGUUAGCCGGUAAUUUACGUAUUUUGGCUGAUAAAAUAAAUGAAAAGCCGAUAAAUAAAAAUGUUGCUGGCCAAAUUGUCCAGGGCUGCCUAUCACCCCGAUUCGCUUCAGUACCAUUCUCUCACCCUUGCGCGCUGCCUCUGCUGAGGAGAGAGAGAGCGAGAGAGGAGCCUUUGCCUAGGCUACUGUUGAUUGCGAAGAUGGAGCCCUUUUCCAUUUAAGUGAAACGAAAGCUAGAGAGUAUGCCUAUAGUGAAAAGCCCACAAGGCAGGGCUCUAGACUCCGACCAUUUAGUUGCAUUUUGCGACCCUUUGAUUUGGCUGUGCAAGUAAAAAAAAUAAUAUUGGUCGCAUCGGUGCGAGCUGCACAUUCAUUCACCUCACUCAAAACUAUUUUUUGGGGGGCUAAAACCAUGAUUUGGUCAAACAGUACAAAAAGUACAUUAUCCUCAUGAUUCCUGUAACGAAGGUGUCUGCCUGCCUGCCACUGUCUCAGGCAGGAUGAAAAUGACUACAUGAACCAUGAUCCUUUGCUAGUUACGGCCACCUUAGCGAUUUUUUUGGGUGCCAUUUAGGCCUAUUCAGCAAUAUGGCUUGCUUCAAAUUCAACUACUUCCUGUGCCAUCCGGAGUUUUCCAUAAGAAUACAUGGAUGAUGUCAGCGCUAUCACUAUCUACGGGUUUUAAUGUCUAUGGUUGUCACAGAUGGACAUUAAAUGUGCUGUUAGAUUAAUACAUGGCUACUAGCAGUGGGUAUUAUCUUUAGAGUUAGUGAUCUAGCUAAUGUGCUUCGAGUUUCCACUUACUCAGGUUGUGAAUUAGCCGCAAAUAAAGUAUCCUAUAAUAUUAGAGCGCAUAAAGAUGCAGGCAAAUUAAUCUCUAUCAAAAAAAUAAAAAAAUAAAUCUGGAGCACUAUUUUAACUGUAAAAUAUAACAAUAGCAUAAUUGUCUACCCUAAACGCAUGACAAUCACUGGAUUAGGUUGCACAUUAAACUAUUUUGAAUCACAAAAAAGAUGAUGAAACAACUUAUUUCUUUACUAACAUCUCAGUAGUCUAUUACACUUGAAUAAAGUACUGUGAAUGACUUUAUAAGAAACAUUUUCAAAAUUCUAUUGAGUGAUGCCGCGGAAAACAGUUGGUGAAUUAGGAUGUCGGUGUCGUAGCAUGCCGCCAGCAUAUCUCCUCUCUCUGGUGCUAUGCCUAAGCUUCUCUUCCUUUAUAUUUCUUUUUUUAAAUAAUAUCAUACAGUUGACACCUAAGCCUAUAGGUCUAUGCAUGCAGUUAGUGCUCAAAUCUCUGACAGCUGAACCGUGAGGAGGACAAUUAUUGUUUUAGGAAAGUAAAAACAAUAUAACAAUAGGCUAUAAAGUUUAGCAUAUGCUACACAUCGAAACACAAGGAAUCGUGUUUUUGUCAUUUAUUAUAGGCUGUUUUUAAGAACACGGAAAUGUGGCUCAUUUGGCCAAUAUCCCUCGUUUAUUGAUGGCGCUGGCUGCGUGGGAGGACGCGCUAUUAGGUUAUGCACCCAAUGCAUAAGGAUCACCAGUACAUUUCUCAAAUGUCAGAUAAAUUAAAAUAUUCCCUGUCACUACUCCGGCGCCUGAUUUUCCUAAUGGAAAUCCUGCACCACAGUUUCCACUACAUCAGUAAAGCCCUGGUCUUUUGAUGUUCAUCUUAAACAUCUUAAAAACAAAACUUAGACAUGCCUUGGUAUUCAUGACCUAAAGAAUCAUUCAGUCUAAAUGCAGAUAUGCAACAGCUGAGGCGCAAUUCACAGAGAGACAAAAAGACAGUGAGACAUAUUUCCAACUUAACCUUCUUCAAAGUGUACAUUACCAAUAAAGUAUUGAUUCAUAUAUUUUCAUAGCUGCUUUGCAGAACUAUUUACAUGAGAUUUCUCCUUCCCUUCUCUCCACAUCAUACCUCAACCCCAUGCUCUCUCCUAUCCUAAUAUUUUCUUUACCCCUUCUCUCUCUCUCUCUCUUUCUCUGUUUUUCCUUCAUCUCACUCUCUCCCUAUAGGUUUAUGAAUGAGGUGGGUGGUGUGGACAGGACGGAUGAUGGCUGGAUGAAGGAGAGAGUAUUACCGAUGGAGCGAGAGUACCAGCGCGUCUCAAUAUCAGGGGAGGAGAAGUGUGGGGUGAGAGCUGCUGACUAAACAACUUGAUAGAAUAAAUCCAAUCACAGUCCAUCCUGAUCAGUGUUUUAUCAUUCCAAGUACUAGUUGGUUGGUCUGUAUGUGCCACAUGCUCACUAUGGAAGGAAAACCACUUCCGUCAACAAGUCUAUUGAAGGAAAAGAGGAGUGGGUUUGGCAGUGCUUUGACUUUUAUUUAUUUAGACAGUUGGAGGCAGUUUAGAAAUGAGAGCCUGGAACAGGUAGUGAACCCCGGUCUCCAGUGGGGACAGCAUGUGGUCUAGAAUUGUGGAAUUGUUACCCACUCAGCCACACUCUUGACGGUGCCUGUGGAUGCCUAAUCACUGUAGACCUGAUUUGUACCGUUCUGCCCUGACCAGGUGCCCUUCACAGACCUGGUGGAUGCAGCUAAAUGUGUGGUGAAGGCCCUGUUCAUCAGGGAGAAAUACAUUGCGAUGUCCAUUCAGAACUUCUGUAAGACCACUGCCUGCGAGCUGGGGGAGCUGGGAGAGAAACCCCUGGACCUACGCGUCUAUGAGGAGAUCCCCGAAACCCCCGUUGAUGCAGGUAUGACCCACUCACACACCUGACACGUUGGGUAUGACACAAACUGAGACACACAGGGCAUAGCUGUAGGGUUUCUGCCCCCAUCUUCUUUAGCAAUUGAGUUACUUUGUGAAAUUGUGAAUGAAAAUGUGUGAUGUAGUAGUGAUGUAUAAUAAUAGUGAUGUAUAAUAAUAUGGUCAACUUUUCUCCCUUCCCCACUGUCUCCCACAGAUGCUCCAGUCCACCCCCCUGUCUCAGAGACUCACCCCUAUGAAAACCAGGACACCAAGAACAUGCCUGCAGACACAGGGUACAGCUGUAAGAUGGUGGAUGGGGUCAUGCAUGUCUACACCAAGAAGAGCCCCAUGGAGAAGUGGGUUUGUGUUUGAGUCUGCUUGUUUUCAGCUUUUGGAGGGAAGUGUGUGUUGUGUGAUGGGCUAGUCUGCUUCUACGUGUGUGUAAGAGAGAGUGUGUAACGGAAAAGCUCCAUCCUCAUUUCCAGGAGUACAGAGUUGGACCUGCCUUACCCAGACCUGAAGGAGUACAUCGCUGACAUGAACAUCAUGAUGGCUCUCAUCAUUAACGGACCAGUGUGAGUGUUACUGGCUCUUCAACCAGGAGCCUUACCAUCAACAUCAGUCACAUCUGUUGUCUCAUUAGUACUCAGUGUGUUUGUGUGCGUGUGAAUGCGUGUGUGUGUGUGUGUGUGUGUACAGAAAGUCAUUCUGCUACCGCCGGCUGCAAUACCUGAGCUCUAAGUUCCAGAUGCACAUCCUGCUAAAUGAGAUGAAGGAGCUGGCAGCCCAGAAGAAGGUUCCUCACCGCGACUUCUACAACAUCCGCAAGGUGACACACAACAACAACAACACUGACACAACAACCGUUCACAACACUGGGGCACAGCAUCCAACAGCUUAUUGAUCUACAACAUCUCUAUAAUACCUGCAAAGUGUUCAAUAUCAGUUAGUCUCCCACUAUUAUAUUGGUGUAGUUUCUACCCCGUCAUGUGACCAAUGAAGAUACACCACUGCUAAGUGCUAACUAACUCAUACUUUUUUUGUCUUUCAAAUCAAAUCAAAUCCAAUUUUAUUUGUAACAUACACGUGUUUAGCAGAUGUUAUUGCGGGUGUAGCGAAAUGCUUGUGCUUCUAGCUCCGACACUGCAGUAAUAUCUAACAAGUAAUAUCUAACAAUUUCACAACAUACACCCAAUACACACAAAUCUAAGUAAGGAAUGGAAUUAAGAAUAUAUACAGAUAUGGACGAGUAAUGAUAGAGCAGUAGGACUAAGAUACAGUAGAAUAGUAUAGAAUACAGUAUAUACAUAUGAGAUGAGUAAUGCAAGAUAUGUAAACAUUAUUAAAGUGACACACUCUGGCAUCCAUCCUCAGUAUUUCACUGUUGUUGACCCUGUCCCUGUCUCUCCCCCUCCCUCUGCCCCCAGGUGGACACACACAUCCAUGCCUCGUCUUGUAUGAACCAGAAGCACCUGCUGCGUUUUAUCAAGCGGGCCAUGAAGAAGUACCCUGGGGAGAUAGUCCACAUGGAGCACGGCCGGGGACAGACCCUCAUGGAGGUGUUUGAGAGCAUGAACCUGACCGCCUUCGACCUGAGUGUGGACACACUGGACAUGCACGCGGUGAGGAGAGGGGGAGAGGGAAGGGCAAAAGAUAAUUGUUAGAGAGGGAGGGGUAGGAGAAUUGUUAGAGAGGGAGGGGUAGGAGAAUUGUUAGAGAGGGAGGGGUAGGAGAAUUGUUAGAGAGGGAGGGGUAGGAGAAUUGGGAGAAGAAGAGUGGUACAGUAAGUGUCACCUGUCUGUUCUCAGGACCGCAACACGUUCCAUCGCUUUGACAAGUUCAACGCCAAAUACAACCCCAUCGGAGAGUCCAUCCUGAGAGAGAUCUUUAUCAAGACAGACAACCACAUCGAGGGCAAAUACUUUGGCCACAUGAUCAAGGUCUGAAACCAGCCCAUGCUACAUUAAACAGCCAUACAGUCAGUGGUGUUUAUGUGUUAGUUCACCCCACAUAGUUAUGCACAUUCAUAUUAAGAGAAAAUGUGGCCUUGAAGUCUUAAUUUACAGACAUGAAUACAAUGAUAUUGAUGUCUCUAAUACAUUGAUGUUGUUGAUGUGCCAACAGGAGGUGAUGGCUGACCUAGAGGAGAGUAAGUACCAGAACGUGGAGCUGCGUCUGUCCAUCUACGGCCGCUCCCGGGACGAGUGGGACAAGCUGGCCCAGUGGGCCGUCAAACACCAAGUCUACUCUGACAAUGUGCGCUGGCUCAUCCAAGUGCCCCGCCUUUUGUGAGUAGUACCUCUACCUACUACAGCAUCAACAAAGCAGUUAUACAUGUCUACCUUUUAUCAGCUUGUAUUGGAUGUAAACCUCUCCUUGUAUUUGUGGCAAGUAUUAUGAAUGAAGGUUAUGAAUCUUUGAAUGAAUACUAUGAAUGAAUGUGAAUUAUAGUCAUCUUCCAUAUUAUUAACCCUCCUCUGACUGCAGUGAUGUGUACCGCACCAAGAAGCAGCUGGCAAACUUCCAGGAGAUGAUGGAGAACAUCUUCAUGCCUCUGUUUGAGGUCACCAUCAACCCCCGCAGCCACCCUGAGCUGCACCUCUUCCUGCAGCAUGUGAGUCACUCACACAGCACUAGGCACUAGCCCAACAGUCCACACAGUAGGAUUCUCCCUUUCCCUACACCUAACAUAUCCAGACAGUUCAGAUGCAUUUUUUUCCGGUAUGAAAUAACUUAGGGCCCUACCUCAUUCAUACACUCCAGGCACUGUUUUACAGUAACUUAUUGUUGUAUCACUGUGUUGUCAGGUGGUGGGCUUUGACAGUGUGGAUGAUGAGUCCAAGCCGGAGCACCACAUCUUCAACAUGGACAGCCCCCUGCCAGCCGUCUGGACAGAGGAGGACAACCCUCCCUACUCCUACUACCUCUACUACACCUACGCCAACAUGACCGUGCUCAACCACCUGCGCAGGUACCAGGCUGCUUAACAAACCUCAGCACACAGACAACAAUAGAAAAUAGAUAAAGGCCCAGUGCUGUCAAAAAAUUGAUUUUCAUGUGUUUUCUAUAUACAGUACCAGUCAAAAGUUUUCUUUAUUUUUAUACUAUUUUCUACAUUGUGGAAUAAUAGUGAAGACAUCAAAACCGUGAAAUAACACAUAUGGAAUCAUGCAGUAACCAAAAAAGUGUUAAACAAAUAUAUUUUAUAUUUGAGAUUCUUCAAAGUAGCCACCCUUUGCCUUGAUGACAGCUUUGCACACUCUUGGCAUUCUCUCAACCAGGUAGUCACCUGGAAUGCAUUCAAUUAGCGGGUGUGCCUUGUUAAAAGGUAAUUUGUGGAAUUUCUUUCCUUCUUAAUGCGUUUGAGACAAUCAGUUGUGUUGUGACAAGGUAGGGUUGUUAUACAGCAGAUAGCCCUAUUUGGUAAAAGACCAAGUCCAUAUUAUGGCAAGAACAGCUCAAAUAAGCAAAGAGAAACGACAGUCCAUCAUUACUUUAAGACAUGAAGGUCAGUCAAUACGCACAUUUCAAGAACUUUUAAAGUUUCCUCAAGUGCAGUCACAAAAACCAUCAAGCGCUAUGAUGAAGCUGGCUCUCAUGAGGACCGCCACAGGAAAGGAAGACCCAGAGUUACCUCUGCUCUAGAGAAUAAGUUCAUUUACAUUACAUUUACGUCAUUUAGCAGACGCUCUUAUCCAGAGCGACUUACAAAUUGGUGCAUUCACCUUAUAGCCAGUGGGAUAACCACUUUACAAAUUGUUAUUUUUUUAUUUAAUUUUGUUUAUUUUUUUUAUUUUUUUGGGGGGGGGGGGGGGGGGGGGUAGAAGGAUUACUUUAUCCUAUCCCAGGUAUUCCUUAAAGAGGUGGGGUUUCAAAUGUCUCCGGAAGGUGGUGAGUGACUCCGCUGUCCUGGCGUCGUGAGGGAGCUUGUUCCACCAUUGGGGUGCCAGAGCAGCGAACAGUUUUGACUGGGCUGAGCGGGAACUAUGCUUCCGCAGAGGAAGGGGAGCCAGCAGGCCAGAGGUGGAUGAACGCAAUGCCCUCGUUUGGGUGUAGGGACUGAUCAGAGCCAGAAGGUACGGAGGUGCCGUUCCCCUCACAGCUCCAUAGGCAAGCACCAUGGUCUUGUAACAGAUGCGAGCUUCAACUGGAAGACAGUGGAGUGUGCGGAGGAGCGGGGUGACGUGAGAGAACUUGGGAAGGUUGAACACCAGACGGGCUGCGGCAUUCUGGAUGAGUUGUAGGGGUUUAAUGGCACAGGCAGGGAGCCCAGCCAACAGCGAGUUGCAGUAAUCCAGACGGGAGAUGACAAGUGCCUGGAUUAGGACCUGUGCCGCUUCCUGUGUAAGGCAGGGUCGUACUCUCCGAAUGUUGUAGAGCAUGAACCUACAGGAUCGGGUCACCGCCUUGAUGUUAGCGGAGAACGACAGGGUGUUGUCCAGGGUCACGCCAAGGCUCUUCGCACUCUGGGAGGAGGACACAACGGAGUUGUCAACCGUGAUGGCGAGAUCAUGGAACGGGCAGUCCUUCCCCGGGAGGAAGAGCAGCUCCGUCUUGCCAAGGUUCAGCUUGAGGUGGUGAUCCGUCAUCCAUACUGAUAUGUCUGCCAGACAUGCAGAGAUGCGAUUCGCCACCUGGUUAUCAGAAGGGGGAAAGGAGAAGAUUAGUUGUGUAUCGUCAGCGUAGCAAUGAUAGGAGAGGCCAUGUGAGGAUAUGACAGAGCCAAGUGACUUGGUGUAUAGCGAGAAUAGGAGAGGGCCUAGAACUGAGCCCUGGGGGACACCAGUGGUGAGAGCACGUGGUGCGGAGACAGCUUCUCGCCACGCCACUUGGUAGGAGCGACCGGUCAGGUAGGACGCAAUCCAAGAGUGAGCCAGCUCGGAGAGGGUGGAGAGGAGGAUCUGAUGGUUCACAGUAUCAAAGGCAGCAGACAGGUCUAGAAGGACAAGAGCAGAGGAGAGAGAGUUAGCUUUAGCAGUGCGGAGAGCCUCCGUGACACAGAGAAGAGCAGUCUCAGUUGAAUGACCAGUCCUGAAACCUGACUGGUUUGGAUCAAGAAGGUCAUUCUGAGAGAGAUAGCAAGAGAGUUGGCUAAAGACGGCACGCUCAAUCGUUUUGGAAAGAAAAGAAAGAAGGGAUACUGGUCUGUAGUUGUUGACAUCAGAGGGAUCGAGUGUUGGUUUUUUGAGAAGGGGUGCAACUCCCGCUCUCUUGAAGACGGAAGGGACAUAGCCAGCGGUCAAGGAUGAGUUGAUCAGCGAGGUGAGGUAGGGGAGAAGGUCACCGGAGAUGGUCUGGAGAAGAGAGGAGGGGAUAGGGUCAAGCGGGCAGGUUGUUGGGCGGCCUGCAGUCACAAGUCGCAAGAUUUUAUCUGGAGAGAGAGGGGAGAAAGAAGUCAAAGCAUAGGGUAGGGCAGUGUGAGCAGGACCAGCAGUGUCAUUUGACUUAACAAACGAGGAUCGGAUGUCGUCAACCUUCUUUUCAAAGUGGUUGACGAAGUCAUCCACAGAGAGAGAGGGAGGGGAAGCAAAGAGCUUCCUAGGGUUAGAGGCAGAUGCUUGGAAUUUAGAGUGGUAGAAAGUGGCCUUAGCAGCAGAAACAGAUGAAGAAAAUGUAGAGAGGAGGGAGUGAAAAGAUGCCAGGUCCGCAGGGAGUCUAGUUUUCUUCCAUUUCCGCUCAGCUGCCCGGAGCUCUGUUCUGUGAGCUCGCAAUGAGUCAUCAAGCCACGGAGCUGGUUCAUUAGAGUUACCAGCCUCAGAAAUCAGCAAUUAACUGCACCUCAAAUUGCAGCCCAAAUAAACGCGUCACAGAGUUCAAGUAACAGACACAUCUAAACUUUUCAGAGGAGACUGCGUUAAUCAGGUCUUAAUGGUCAAAUUGCUGCAAAGAAACCACUACUAAAGGACACCAAUAAUAAGAAGAGACUUGCUUGGUCCAAGAAACACGAGCAAUGGACAUUAGACCAGUGGAAAUCUGUCCUUUGGUCUGAUGAGUCCUAAUUUGAGAUUUUUGGUUCCAACCGCCGUGUCUUUGUGAGAUGCAGAGUAGGUGAACGGAUGAUCUCCGCAUGUGUGGUUCCCACCAUGAAGCAUGGAGGAGGAGGUGUGAUGGUGUGGGGGUGCUUUGCUGGUGACACUGUUGGUGAUUUAUUUAGAAUUCAAGGCACACUUAACCAGCAUGGCUACCACAGCAUUCUGCAGCGAUACGCCAUCCCAUCUGGUUUGGGCUUAGUGGGAAUAUCAUUUGUUUUUCAACAGGACGAUGACCCAAAACACACCUUUUAGGGACCAAUGUUGUUUUAGAUAAUUUGGCAGUACGCCAAACCGGCCUCACAACCUCAUAGUACGUGUAACCACGCCAGCCCAGGACCUCCACAUCCGGCUUCUUAACCUGCGGGAUCGUCUGAGACCAGCCACCCGGAAAGCUGAUGAAACUGAGGAGUAUUUCUGUCUGUAAUAAAGCCUUCUUGUGGGGAAAAACUCACUCUGAUUGGCUGGGCCUGGCUGCCUAGUGGGUGGGCAUGGCUCCCCAGUGGGUGCCCACCCAUGGAUGCGCCGCUGCCCAGUCAUGUGAAAUCCAUUGAUUAGGGCCUAAUUAAUUUAUUUCAAUUGACUGAUUUCAUUAUUUGAACUGUAACUCAGUAAAAUCAUUGAAAUUGUUGCAUGUUGUGUUUUAUAUUUUUGUUCAGUAUAUUUCCACGCUAUGAGGUUGGAAUAAUAUUGUAAUAUUAUGGAAAUUAUGAUAAUGCCCUUUUAGUGUAAGAGCUGUUUGAAAAGACUGCCUGACAUUUCAGCAUGUUUUGGUGGGAGGGAGUUUUGGCCUGCCUGGUAAAUUAAUUAAUAGACCAAUAAGAAAGAGAGUUCCAAACCUCUCUGCCAAUAACGGCUAGUUUUCAGUUUUCCACUUCCCACUCCCAGACAGCCCUAGCAAAAUUCUUGCUUGAGAAAUUGCUCUUUGCAAAGAAGCUAUUUUGGUUUCUUUUUUACCACGGAAAUAAUCACAGUAAAGUACUUAAUUGUUACCCAGAAAUGAUUUGAUAUUGAGAUAACAACAGCUGCAUUGGACCUUUAUACACUACCGUUCAAAAGUUUGGGGUCACUUAGAAUUUUUUUUUUUUUCAUGAAAACAUACAUGAAAUUAGUUUGAAAUAUAGCAAAAUGAAUAGGAAAUGUAGUCAUUGACAAGGUUAGAAAUAAUGAUUUUUAAUAGAAAUAACAAUUGUGUCCUUCAAACUUUGCUUUCAUCAAAGAAUCCUCCAUUUGCAGCAAUCACAGCCUUGCAGACCUUUGGCAUUCUAGUUGUCAAUUUGUUGAGGUAAUCUGAAGAGAUUUCACCCCAUGCUUCCUGAAGCACCUCCCACAAGUUGGAUUGGCUUGAUGGGCACUUCUUACGUACCAUACGGUCAAGCUGCUCCCACAACAGCUCAAUAGGGUUGAGAUCCGGUGACUGUGCUGGCCACUCCAUUAUAGACGGAAUACCAGCUGACUGCUUCUUCCCUAAAUAGUUAUUGCAUAGUUUGGAGCUGUGCUUUGGGUCAUUGUCCUGUUGUAGGAGGAAAUUGGCUCCAAUCAAGCGCCGUCCACAGGGUAUGGCAUGGCGUUGCAAAAUGGAGUGAUAGCCUUCCUUCUUCAAGAUCCCUUUUACCCUGUACAAAUCUCCCACUUUACCACCACCAAAGCACCCCCAAACCAUCACAUUGCCUCCACCAUGCUUGACAGAUGGCAUCAAGCACUCCUCCAGCCUCUUUCAUUUGGUCUGCGUCUCACAAAUGUUAUUCUUUGUGAUCUGAACACCUCAAACUUCGAUUCGUCUGUCCAUAACACUUUUUUCCAAUCUUCCUCUGUCCAGUGUCUGUGUUCUUUUGCCCAUCUUAAUCUUUUCUUUUUAUUGGCCAGUCUGAGAUAUGGCUUUUUCUUUGCAACUCUGCCUAGAAGGUCAGCAUCCCGGAGUCGCCUCUUCACUGUUGACGUUGAGACUGGUGUUUUGCGGGUACUAUUUAAUGAAGCUGCCAGUUGAGGACCUGUGAGGCAUCUGUUUCUCUAACUAGACACUCUAAUGUAUUUGUCCUCUUGCUCAGUUGUGCACCGGGGCCUCCCACUCCUUUUCUAUUCUGGUUAGAGCCAGUUUGCGCUGUUCUGUGAAGGGAGUAGUACACAGCAUUGUACGAGAUCUUCAGUUUCUUGGCAAUUUCUCGCAUGGAAUAAAUAGCCUUCAUUUCUCAGAACAAGAAUAGACGAGUUUCAGAAGAAAGUUCUUUGUUUCUGGCCAUUUUGAGCCUGUAAUCGAACCCACAAUUGCUGAUGCUCCAGAUACUCAACUAGUCUCAAGAAGGCCAGUUUUAUUGCUUCUUUUAUCAGCACAACAGUUUUCAGCUGUGCUAACAUAAUUGCAAAAGGGUUUUCUAAUGAUCAAUUAGCCUUUUAAAAUGAUAAACUUGGAUUAGCAAACACAACGUGCCAUUGGAACACAGGACUGAUGGUUGCUGAUAAUGGGCCUCUGUACGCCUAUGUAGAUAUUCCAUAAAAAAUCAGCCGCAAUAGCCAUUUACAACAUGAACAACGUCUACACUGUAUUUCUGAUAAAUUUGAUGCUAUUUUAAUGGACAAAAAAAUUGCUUUUCUUUCGAAAACAAGGACAUUUCUAAGUGACCCCAAACUUUUGAACGGUAGUGUAAAUGAUGAAUGAAUCGCAUGAAAACCUUAAGGAUUGUUUAUGAAAAUGCUUUAUGAAGCAAAUAUGUGUUUGCUUGUGCCAUGCAGGAGGCGUGGCUUCCACACGUUUGUGCUGCGCCCUCACUGCGGGGAGGCGGGGCCUGUCCACCACCUGGUGUCAGGUUUUAUGCUUUCAGAGAACAUCUCCCACGGGCUGCUGCUCAGGAAGGUCAGUCAGCACCCACAUCUCCCAUAGCGAUGCCACACUACCAUGGCAACAACACUACUGACAGAUAGUACAGUUCAGUUCAUAGGUGACCUCUGAAGGUUUGAUUUAUUUAUUUAUUAAAUUAUGUUUUGGGACUUUGCUCACCAGGUUACUUCAGUUGCAAAUGUAAGAGAAUUCAGGAGAACAAUCAGACACUGUUCCCUUGAAUUACUGCAAUUGUGCAUUCAACAAGAUAGACUAUAUUGUAUCAUAUGGCGUCUCUUUCCUCCUCUUGUCCCCAGGCACCAGUGCUGCAGUACCUGUACUACCUGGCUCAGAUUGGCAUUGCCAUGUCCCCCCUGAGCAACAACAGCCUGUUCCUCAGCUACCACCGCAACCCCCUGCCUGAGUAUCUGUCCAGAGGCCUCAUGAUCUCUCUGUCCACUGACGACCCCCUACAGUUCCACUUCACCAAGGUCAGUGUACAGGGGAGCGCUGUCAAGACAGACUCACACAGAGGCAAAACCACACACACUACAACUAUGUAACUAUGGGGGCUGCAAUGGUGAGUCAGUACAGUCAAUUAGUACAAUUAAUGUAAUGUUUCUUUGUCUUUUGUGUGUGUUUGGCCUCAGGAGCCCCUGAUGGAGGAGUACAGCAUUGCCACACAGGUGUGGAAGCUGAGCUCCUGUGACAUGUGUGAGCUGGCCAGGAACAGCGUCCUUAUGAGCGGCUUUUCCCACAAGGUAUCCGCUUCCUCUCCUCUCAUCCAUAUUUUUGCCCUCUGGUCUCUGACCUUCCCUUUCAUUUGUCUCUUAUAAUGGAAUAGCAAUGGAUUAAAUUAAAUGUAGUGGUGCAUGGCAGCCAUUUUGUGCCAAGUGCUCUGCUCUGACAUUCUUUCUUGUCUCCAGGCAAAGAGCUACUGGCUGGGGCCCAAAUACAGCAAGGAGGGCCCGGAGAGCAACGACAUCCGUCGUACCAACGUCCCGGACAUCCGCGUGGCGUACCGCAGUGAGACCCUGCUGGAGGAGCUCAACCUCAUCACCCACGCUGUGCGCACCAAGGAGCUGGACAACAUCGACGAGGAGGACACCCUCUCCAUGGCCCCCGUCGGGGCAGAAGGACGCUAA
Molecule: messenger RNA, 14414 nt
Organism: Coregonus sp. 'balchen'
Lineage: Eukaryota; Metazoa; Chordata; Actinopteri; Salmoniformes; Salmonidae
Source: the annotation of a GenBank genome assembly